This is a messenger RNA of Staurois parvus, 519 nucleotides long. Lineage: Eukaryota; Metazoa; Chordata; Amphibia; Anura; Ranidae. The record is from the annotation of a GenBank genome assembly.
GGGAGACCGGAUAUAGUGAAUGCAGGGUCCGGGGGGAGAGCGGAUAUAGUGAAUGCAGGGUCCGGGGAGAGACGGAUAUAGUGAAUGCAGGGUCCAGGGAGAGCGGAUAUAGUGAAUGCGGGUCCGGGGGAGAGUGGAUAUAGUGAAUGCAGGGUCCGGGGAGAGAGUGGAUAUAGUGAAUGCGGGGUCCGGGGAGAGGCGGAUAUAGUGAAUGCAGGGGUCCGGGGGAGAGCGGAUAUAGUGAAUGCAGGGUCCGUGGGAGAGCGGGAUAUAGUGAAUGCGGGGUCUGGGGAGACCAGAUAUAGUGAAUGCGGGGUCCGGGAGAGAGCGGAUAUAGUGAAUGCGGGGUCCGGGGGAGAGCGGAUAUAGUGAAUGCAGGGUCUGGGGAUGAGCGGAAUAUAGUGAAUGCGGGGUCCGUGGGAGAGUGGAUAUAGUGAAUGCGGGGUCCGGGGAGACCAGAUAUAGUGAAUGCAGGGUCGGGGGGAGAGCGGAUAUAGUGAAUGCAGGGUCUGGGGAGAG